Procambarus clarkii (red swamp crayfish) is the source of this 519-nucleotide messenger RNA. The record is from RefSeq and is a predicted model, not a curated record. Lineage: Eukaryota; Metazoa; Arthropoda; Malacostraca; Decapoda; Cambaridae.
AUGUUGUCUUCACUUCAGCAUGCACCAGUGUACCAUCUCUCUCUCCCUCAGGCACUCCUCUUCUGCCUGGUCGCUGUGGCCGCCGCCGCCCCAGAGAAAGACGCCUACACUCUGGUGGACGAAAGAACUAACCUUGGAGAUGGACGCUUUUCUUACAAAUAUGAAACCAGCAAUGGAAUCUCCGCCCAGAAGACUGGAACCCCGGGCGUCGAGGGCCAGAGUAACAUGGAAGGCUCCUUCAGGUUCACUCACCCCGAUGGAACCAUCACAGAGAUUACCUACAUCGCCGACGAGAACGGCUACAAACCCAAGGUUAAUCAGCCCAGCAUUGGUUCCAGUGUCGACGUUCGCCGGAGCAGGCCCUAAAGUCAAACGUUCUUAUUCAACAAAUAAGAACGAAGUUGACCUAAUCCUCGAUCUCGCUGUUACUGACCGCUGCGCUGUUGGUGUCCUCCAGCACGCCGGACCCUCCACACAUUCCAGCGUUAUCACACGUGUAUAAUAAAUGUUAUGUUUGCA